AACACACUCUCACCAAAAGAAAAAGUUCCAAAAAGUUAGACAUUACAUGAUGCUGCCAUUUAAAGCCUACCUUAAAACCUAACCUCACUAUCUCACACACCUUUAUAUAUUCUUUCUUAACUCUUCCCUCUCUUCUUAAUACUAUUAGCACCAAACUAUAUUUCCCUUCAUUUUCUUCCAAUUUCUUCAUACUCAUUCUACAUAUCACAAAAUGUUCAUAACAUUACGCCUUAUGUUACUACUAAUAAUAUCAAUACUUCUUUCACUCUCAACAAAUACUAGCCAAAUGGUAUAUCCAAAAGGAAACAACAAUAACAACAAUAAUGUUAAGGAAGCAUGUAGUGUCACAAGGUACAAAAACCUAUGCAUCCACACACUAGCACAAUUCUCUAACACGGCAGGAAGAACCCCGAGCAAGUGGGCGCGUGUGGGCGUAUCCGUUACAAUAAGCGAAGUUAAGAAUGUUCAAGCAUAUCUUACGAAGUUAAAGACGCGCGGGGACAUGAAAGGAAGAAACAAAGUCGCGCUUUCGGAUUGUAUAGAAACUUUUGGUUAUGCGCUCGACGAGCUUCACAAAUCACUAGGUGUGCUUAGAAGGUUAAGCAAAAAGACUUUUAGCACACAGAUGGGAGAUCUUAAUACAUGGAUUAGUUCAGCGCUUACCGAUGAAGAUACUUGUCUUGACGGAUUUGAAGGUGAGAAUGAGAGGCAAAUUAAAUUGCUGCGAAAUAAGGUUCAGAAUGUUUCUUAUAUAACAAGUAACGCUCUUGCUCUUGUUAACAAACUUGCUUCUACAGGUUUAGACAGUAGUAUGACUUAUCCAUAGAAGUUCUUAAAUGAAUGGAUAACUGAAAUAUAUAUUACUGUCUAAAUUAAGGUUGCAGAAAUAAGCAAGAAUAAUGUGUCAAAAAAUGGGAUAAACAAAGUUUAGCAUGUGUGAAUGUUGAUUUUUGUUGAAUUAGUGUUGUGGACUUUUCAUAUAAUUAGAAGAUUAAUGCAUUAUAA
Lathyrus oleraceus (garden pea) is the source of this 1005-nucleotide messenger RNA. Its product is annotated as pectinesterase inhibitor 6. Bases 212 to 826 code for a protein of 204 amino acids. Gene Ontology annotation, molecular function: enzyme inhibitor activity. The record is from RefSeq and is a predicted model, not a curated record. NCBI's taxonomy places the organism in Eukaryota, Viridiplantae, Streptophyta, Magnoliopsida, Fabales, Fabaceae. The transcript has a single exon. Gene Ontology annotation, biological process: negative regulation of catalytic activity.